AGAGACUCACGGUCAUGACUCAUGUAAAUUCGUCUCCCACAAUACUAGCUAUCUCGUACAUAAAUAUAAAGAUGUUUAUAGCAUAUUAUAAAUCAUAGAAUUCAUUCUAUACACACACAGAAAGAAGAACCACCAAGAAAGAAGCAUAGGGGAAAAUACAUCGAUAGAGAUAAAUUGAAGGGUGCUACGUCCUUCUAUUGUAUUAAUGAUUGAAAUUCGUGUGGGAAUUGUCUUGUUGGUGUGGUAGAGAUAAUAAGAGAGGAUCAUAGUAGUGCUAGAAAUUGAAGUGUGUAAUAGAAUAGUGAUAGAGAGAGAGAGAUAUGGGGAGAGGAAGGGUGCAGUUGAAGAGGAUCGAGAACAAGAUCAAUAGGCAAGUGACGUUCUCAAAGAGAAGGUCUGGUUUGCUCAAGAAAGCACAUGAGAUCUCUGUGCUUUGUGAUGCUGAAGUGGCCCUCAUAGUCUUCUCCACCAAAGGCAAACUCUUUGAGUACUCCAGCGAUCCCUGUAUGGAAAAAAUUCUUGAACGGUAUGAGAGGUAUUCAUAUGCAGAGAGGCAGCUUGUUGCAAGUGAUCAACCACUAACUGAAAAUUGGACUCUGGAACAUGCAAAGCUGAAAGCAAGGUUGGAAGUCCUACAGAAAAAUCAAAGGGUUUGCCUGUUAUUUUGCAGGAAUUUUAUGGGACAAGAUUUGGAGGGCCUAAGUAUCAAAGAGCUUCAGAAUUUGGAGCAUCAGCUUGAAAGUGCUCUCAAACACAUUAGAUCACGGAAGAACCAACUGAUGUAUGAAUCUAUUUCAGAGCUUCAUAAAAAGGAUAAGGCCCUACAAGAACAAAACAACACUCUCGCUAAGAAGAUAAAGGAGAAAGAGAAGGCACUAGCCCAACAGGCACAACUGGAGCGACUUGGUGAUGAAGUGGAUCUGACUUCCUCUGCCCUUGUUCCCCAACCACUGGUGACAUCAAACAUUAGUAACUUGAAAAUUACCAAGCAUAGGAGAUUAAAGUACCAAUCCCUAAUUGAGAACCUCCUCACAAAUCAGAGGUGAAGGAGAUAACGAAGGAACCCCAACUCCAACCCAAGCUAAUGCCAUUCUUCCACCUUGGAUGCUUCGUCCUACAAAUGAAUAGAAUACUAUUUAAUUAAUGACAUAAAGUUUUAAUCAAAUUAAAUAUGAAUAUGGCCAAUACAAAGCUCACCCUACAAGAUGUAAAAUGGUCUAGUGUGUUGAUUUGGGAAUGGCACCCGGUGACUUGAUCAGUUGGAAUAUCAACGAUAUGUAAUAUGUCUGUGACUACCACAUUUCAAGGAUGCUUAGUAAAUUAUAUGGUAUGGCCUGUCUAUACAGGCCUACAAUACAUAUAUAGUGUCAAUUAUGUAUGUUUGGUUCUUAUCAAAAGUUUAAGUUGUGCUAGAAACUACGAUAUUGGGCGAUGUUAGAUCCCUCAAAAUCUAUGAUUUUUUACAACAGAAAUAUUAAAUUUUGUAUGAACUAAUGGUUUUAUCUAAGUGUUACAAGAAUACAUUGUCUGUUCCUUGAGUGGUAAUAUCUUAAGCUUAUAUCAUAUAUUCUCUAAGUGCCCACAAAAUGGAACUUGUUUUUAUUAAAGUUAACAUAUAGCAUCCAAUAUGUUGUGAAGAAACAAGCAUCUAAACUUAUUGUGAAAACUAGUACCAAAGUAUUGAGAAGUUUUAUGUGUCCAAAAAAAUAUAACUAACUUACAAAAAUGUUUUAUACUAUGUUAGUUAAUGUCCACAUGAUUGCCCAGUACACAUGAAAGCAUCUUGAGGAUGAUUCUUGUUCUAGAAAAUCCUAUAAUUUAAAUUUUCCUCUUGAUGAUUGAUUUCAAAAUUCACUAAUAUUGGAUUUCAAGUUUGUGUGCUUUUAUAGACAGAAAAGAAGAAUAUUCUUGCGGAGCAAAGGAUGCGCUACAGCGAAAAACAGUUAUACGAUUUGUCCCUUCUCUAUCUCCUCCCUACGCUGCCACGUAGCAAGCUCGACAGCUCAGAGACAACAAUUUUAUCAAGGAAGGCUCUAAUCCCGUAAUGGAUACCUUCUUUGAAGUCUAUAAAAAGAAGUCUCAAGGCUCAACAUGAAAUACACAAGAUUGCUAUCAAUUUUCUGAAGUGUUGAAAUUCUGUCAAAUCAUUGGACAAUCAUACACUUGUGCUUAAAGAAUUAUUAUUUGCUUUGCAUAGCUAUUUGUUUGUAUUAGAUCUUUAUUGUAUAUUCUCUCUUUAAGAAUUUUGAGUCUUGUAUUCAUUUUAAAUUGUUGUUUGAAAAGUUAGGAGUGACUUAGUGAUAGAAGAAUACUUAGGUGUUUCUUAAUCUCAAGGGAGAAUAAGGGUGUGCUAGGAGUGACCUAGAAAACACUUAUUGUCAAAAGUAGGAGAGUAUAAUAUUUGUUUAAUUUGUAAUAAAUUUUGUGAUUAGUGGAACCUUCAAAGAUUUAAAGGAGAACUAAAUGUAGAUCACGAGUUUGAGUGAA
Molecule: messenger RNA, 2487 nt
Organism: Glycine soja
Lineage: Eukaryota; Viridiplantae; Streptophyta; Magnoliopsida; Fabales; Fabaceae
Product: truncated transcription factor CAULIFLOWER A-like
Exons: 9
Coding region: 321-1046 (241 amino acids)
Biological process (GO): positive regulation of transcription by RNA polymerase II
Cellular component (GO): nucleus
Molecular function (GO): protein dimerization activity; RNA polymerase II cis-regulatory region sequence-specific DNA binding; DNA-binding transcription factor activity, RNA polymerase II-specific
Source: RefSeq, a predicted model, not a curated record